This is a messenger RNA of Anguilla rostrata (American eel), 6536 nucleotides long. It is a transcript of the gene cmya5, whose product is annotated as cardiomyopathy associated 5. The transcript is spliced from 13 exons. Bases 377 to 6127 code for a protein of 1916 amino acids. Gene Ontology annotation, molecular function: protein binding. Lineage: Eukaryota; Metazoa; Chordata; Actinopteri; Anguilliformes; Anguillidae. Gene Ontology annotation, cellular component: cytoplasm. The record is from RefSeq and is a predicted model, not a curated record.
CAUCUCAGCACAGAGGUAUACUAUCAAACACCGGUCUAGUUACUAACAAGAACAUAUGCAUUUUCCAGAAGUACUUUAGGUCGUGAAUGGCAGUUAUCACUCUUGUAAACCUAUUAUUUGUGCGCGAUUUACAGCAUGACCGUCGAGGCGAUGCUGGGGUAGAAUGAUAAACAUAGGGGGCAGUGAGACCCAGUGGCAUUUUUCAUAUAACGAACACCCCCAUCAGGACAGGGGAAUACGGUCGACUUCGUUUCUAUUUCUAGAGUGAGCUGAUUCAGACACGGAGAGCGUCCAACUUGGAAUGACAAUUCUAGAGCCACACUCCAGAGGACAAAAAGGGGCUUAAAGGAAACUGAAAUAAAACAAAAACGGUAAAAUGGAUAAUAACUUACAAGAAGAUGGUGACAGGAUCGAGUCCGAGAUUUCUAUCACAGAGUCACAGGAUGACCCAUCUGGGGAAGAUGUUAACGACGAGGAAGAUGAGGUCGAGGAGCUCCGCAACAGUUUAAAGCAGAUAGUGCAGGAUGAAUCUGUAAAGCCAAAGCUCCAGUGUGUCAUGAUGGACCCCUCCUUCUCCAUGGUGACAGUGCAGAGCGAGGACAGUGGGAUUGUGUGGGAGACGGCCUCCAGUCGCUGCUCCACCCCCUGGGCCUCUGAAGCCAGCUCCACGUCAGAGGCCUACAGCCUGGAGGGCUCUGGAACUCAGGGAAAAAUUGUGAUCAUCAUGGACGAGGACAAAAUCAUCAGGAAAAGGAAAAAAAAGAGCGGCAGAGGCAAGCUUGGAGAAAGAUUGAAAAGGCCAUCUUCCAGAAAUUUCCCAGGUGGAAACGAAAGACCAUUGAUGACGGAGGUUUCUGUGCCUAAUGUAAGACCUGCAAACACAGAUGAAAAUGGUGAGUCGAAAAUGGAUAAAGAACAGGAGUUAUUUAGCCUUGUCUCUGAGGGCUAUGAGAUACUUAACAUUGUAGUACCUUCAAGACUUCCUACAGUCGAUGAAGAGGACAGCACUGAACUGGCAGAUAACUUAUCUUACUUGGAGGAGAACCCAAGGAUUAAAUCAACUCCAAAAUAUGAACAAACACAAGAAGAAACACAAGCAAUGGAAAGCAGUGCUAACAUUAUUCAAAUAGAAGACAACGGCCAGGUAAUAAUACAAGUGGAAACCGUUAAUGUUGAGCCCUCUAUCCCUGCCUCUACUGAGGACACAGCUGAUAAAAAGAAGGAUGGAACCACUGACAUGGAUUAUUUUGAGAAAUUUACAUUGUUGGAUGAGCAUAUUCCGGGUGAAAGUGUCGACGCAGAGGAGAAACUGGAAAUGAGUGAAACUGAAGCAAACAAAACUUCCCAAAAUCACGAGAAAGCUGCCGAUGGCCUGUCUGAUGACACCUUUGUUUUUGUUACUGACGUUGAAAUAGCGAGCGAGCAUCUCGAUGAAGUGUUUUAUGGCAGUGGACGCGAUGACGAACAUGACGUCAACAGGCAAUUUGAGAAUGAGGAAGAAGACAGUGUAGACGAGAGAGAACCCUCAAAAUGUCCUGUGAAGGAGAGUGGUUCAGCCUUGUUUGGCAGUGAAGAGACUAUUCUUACACCAAUUUUCCUGCCCUCGGGACCACCCAAAAUCAUAGAUCCCAUUCUUCUUGAGGAGCCGCCUGCAAUGUCAUUCCACUACACAGAUCUCUACGAGGAUGCGGUGGGUGUUAGAAAGAAGGAGGAGGAAUUUUCGGACGUGGAGAGUGUGGUCUCUGAGAAGUCUUUCCAAAGACGGCUGUCUGACUCUGACGAUGCAAGCGGGUAUUUGGAAAAGUUUAUUUUGAAAGACGAGACUCCUGUGACUGAGGAAGUGCCUGUUGCAGAUGAUCCUCCUGAAGGGGGCAGAUUGAUAUGGUCACAAAGCGAAUUUGAGCUCACGGGCUGCCUAACGCGUGUAGAGGAAGAGGAUGAUAUUAAGGAGGAAAAAGAAAAGGGAGAAAGUACAGAAAGUUUUAGGAGAAGCCCAAGUCCACGUGAAGUCUGUGAGUCAGUCAACAAGAUGUCGGAGGACAAAACCGAAGAUUCAGAGAUGGCUAUUCAGCAGGAGGAAGUAGACAUGACAGGGAGAAAGAGUCCAGAGGUGUGUGAUGUUGAAAAACCAGUUGAGGAUAAGGAGAAAGAGAUUGAGAGCACUCAGCCUUCAGAUCGUCUGGCAGAGAAGGAAAUAGAAUUUCAACCUGAAGAAAUAUCUGAGAAAAAAGCCAGUGUUAAGGAAACUGUCACAGAUACAACAGAAGGACUAGAGGUAGCUAUAAGUCCUGAAACCAUAUGUGAGGAAAUAGCCCCCAGCAAAGAAGAAAAUCUGAUAAAAUCUGAUGAAGCUGCAGUAGAUCAGGAGACUGAAAUUAUGGAUCAAGAAAUAGCCCCUGAAAUUAUAGUCGUAACAUCUGAAGAAACAUGUGAACAAAUAGCCAGUGGCAGGGAAUCUGUAGAAGAUACAAACAAGGAAUCAGGUAUAGCUCACUGUCUCGAAAGCGCAGUCCCAGACACUGAUGGAAUUAACAGAACUAAAGGGGAGGCUAUAGAUCAGGAGGUUGCAAUUAUGCAGCAAGAAAUAGUCCCUGACUUGACAAUUGUUAAGCCAGAAGAGACCUGCGAGGAAGUAGUCACUGAUGAGGAAAUUGCCAAAGAAAAGGUGGAAGAAUCAGUAAAUAUUGAGAGGAGUGAAAGUGUACAUGAGGAAAUUGUCACUGACAGUGAAACUAUUCAGAUAGAAGCAGUCACUGAUGAGGAAAUUGCCAAAGAAAAGGAGGAAGAAUCAAUAGAUUUUGAGAGGAGUCAAAGUGUACAUGAGGAAAUUGUCACUGACAGUGAAAAUAUUCAAAUUAAAACAGUCACUGAUGAGGAAAUUGCCAAAGAAAAAGAGGAAGAGUCCGUAGAUGUUAAAAAGAGUGAAAGUGUACGUGAGGAAACUGUCACUGACAGUGAAAAUAUUCAAAUUAAAACAGUCACUGAUGAGGAAAUUGCCAAAGAAAAAGAGGAAGAGUCCGUAGAUGUUAAAAAGAGUGAAAGUGUACGUGAGGAAACUGUCACUGACAGUGAAAAUAUUCAAAUAGAAGCAGUCACUGACGAGGAAAUUGCCAAAGAAAAGGUGGAGGAAUCAGUGGAUGUUGAGAGGAGUGAAAGUGUACAUGAGGAAAUUGUCACUGGCAGUGAAAAUAUUCAAAUAGAAGCAGUCACUGACAAGGAAAUUGUCAAAGAAAAGGUGGAAGAAUCAGUAGAUGUUGAGAGGAGUGAAAGUGUACACAAGGAAAUCGUCACUGACAGUGAAAAUAUUCAAAUAGAAGCAGUCACCGACAAGGAAAUUGCCAAAGAAAGGGUGGAAGAAUCAGUAGAUGUUAAGAGGGCUGAAAGUGUACACAAGGAAAUUGUCACUGACAGUGAAAAUAUUCAAAUGAGAGCUGAACAAGAACAUGUAGAUCAGGAAGCUGAAGCAACAGAUGUAGUUGUGGAACCUGAUGAAAAGAUCAAAACUGAAAGUGAGGAGCCAGAAUGCUUAUCACAUGAAAUAAUCUCUGUCAGUGACAUUUCAAGAGGUGAUACAACUGCUGCAGAUGUGGAGAGCAAGGAUGAAGUUAAUUUAAAAAAUGAACCUCCAGAAGAUAUUUGUGUAGUCACAACAGAGGAGGAGGUUAAAGAAAAGCACCCAGUUUCAGCAAUAGAAGCAAGAGAGGACCUGGUUGAACAGGAUGUCUCAAUGUCAGAAACUGAACAGACAUCCAAGGUAGAACCUCAGUUUCCACACAGAACAUCUAAAGAUGGCAACACUUAUUUGAUCAAAGAGGAAGAGGAGGCCAUUUUGCCGGAGGACAAUGGGCUCCUGUUUCUUGAUGAUGGGAGGAAUUCUACUGAAGCAGUGGGAGAAGCACAGAAAGCUCAAAUUCAUAGGGGAACAGACAGAGAGCUUCUAAAUAUUCAUGAGUGGCACAGAGAUAAUCAGUUAAAACCCGAUUCAGGACUCGCUGAAAACAGAGAGAGGAUAUUGCUUAGGCUGUCCCCAUUGGUUAUGGCUGAAGCAGUGGAGGAAGAAGAAGGGGAGGAGGAGGAAGGCCUGAGGCCUCCGCUCAGGAGUUUCUCCCCUCAGGAGGACCUGUCUGCCUUUGGCCAUGAGGCCAUGCUCUCAGCACCUGAGCCGUUCCAGUUUCUACACCAUGACGAGGAAGUGGCCGCAGAACUGGAUUAUGAUAUCAUCACCCAGCAAGAGGCAAGCGAGCUUCCAAAACUGGAGACUGAAGUAGUCAAAGAGACAGAAUCCCCAGAACUUCCCGAUGAAGCCCUUGAUUCCAUGCAAGAGGUCGAUAGAGAUCAAGGGCUCGAGGCAGACUAUGAAAUCAUUGAAUCCUUGGAUGGAAUCCCCCUGUCUGAGGCUGAAAUGGUCAAAACCGAUUUGAAAAGAGAAAGCUUAAACACCUUCUGUUUGGUCUGCCGGUGCCCAAUUUCAGCUGAGGAUAAACUUUCUGGUGAACAUCAGGACCAUGAAGUCACGACUGUGGAAAAGGCGUAUGAGGAAAUAAGGAAUAAACUGAGUGAGCGUAUUUCCGUCUUGCAAGAAAGAUCAGAAAAUGUUACCGACCUGGUGUCGGAACUCGAAUUGGCAUACAAUUCAGUAGAGGAUCACUGCAAAACCAGCGAGCAGCGUCUGGAUGAGCAGAACGAUGAGAUCAUGAAGAUGGUGAUGGAUCAGUACAACGAGAUGUCCCAGAACAUGGAGGAGGAGAAGAAGGCAAAGCUGGAGCAGCUCUACGAUCGGAUCGUCUCUUUCCAGGAGAGCAUCGACUCGGCCAAGGAGGCCCUGGAAAAGUCCACCAAGGAGAUCGAGGAGACGGAUCCACUCACACUUGAGACUUCAUCCAAAGACAUUAACACGAGCUUGACCACUGCUCUGGAUGCUGCUCUAUCUUUGGAGCUCACCCCCAGUGCAUUCCCCCUGUUUGAAGACUACGCGAAGAGCCCCUCUGGAAAUGGCCGAAAGGAACUGAAAGGAAUCCCAGUCCCUCAGAAGCCCCACCUACAGCCACAGGAGCCCAACUCGGCCACCAGCACCUCCGUCACGGUUUACUGGAAGGUCAACGAGGGUGACAUCAUCGACUGCUUUCAGGUCUACUGUAUGGAGGAGCCUCAAGGAGCCGUAUCUGAGGAGUACAGAGUAACGGUGAAGGAGAGCUACUGCACACUGGAGGACCUGGAAGCAGACAAGUGCUACAAGGUGUGGGUGAUGGCUGUCAACUACACAGGCUGCAGCCUGCCAAGUGAGAAGCUGUCCUUCAGAACUGCACCUUCUGUUCCCGUGAUCGACACGGAGAAGUGCACGGUAUGCUGGGAUUCCGCCAUCAUACGCUGGAGCCCCACUCACCCAAACGCGGUGGAAAGCUACACCCUGGAGUACUGCCGACAGUACGCCUGCGAGGGGGAGGGGCUUAGGUCCACAUCUGGGAUACGGGAGUGCGAGCAGAAAGUUCUGCUGCUCGCAAGCGAGAAUUACCUCUUCUACAUCAAAGCCGCCAACUCUUUCGGUGCCAGCGAGCAGAGUGAGGCCGCGCUCAUCUCCACCAGAGGCACCAGGUUCCACCUGCUGCCGGACUCGGCCCCCCCGGCUCUGGAGCUGUCUGAAGACCGGGCCACUGUGUACUACCACGAGGAGGCCUUCAACCAACGGGCCAACAUCAAUGAGUGCCUGAGUAUCCAGGGGGAGCUGUUGCCCCCCCGUGGGUACCACUAUUGGGAGACGACGGUGGGCAGCAGCGACGCCUACAGGAUCGGUGUGGCGUAUCCUGAGACGGCCCGCGACAACCCACUGGGGGAGGACAGCACUUCCUGGUGCAUUCACUGUGUUCCCACGGCAACCAGCUGCAGGUUCGAGCUCCUCCACGACAAUGCGCAGACCGCCAUCUUUACGGUGGAGGUGCCCACGAGGAUCGGCACCCUGCUGGACUUCAUCCGCGGGCGGCUGUCCUUCUUCAACGCCCAGAGCGGGCAGCUCCUGGGGUCGCACUGGCACAGGUUCGCCAGCGGGUGCCAGGCGGUGCUGGCACUGGAGCGGCCUGGCGCCCUGGAGUUGCACAUGGUCUCGGAGGUGCCCGAGUUCGCCAAGCACUAACCCGUGCCAGUCUCGCUCUCAGUCGCAUCGACCCAAAACACGCACGCACCAACACGUACACCCCAUCGUGGGUCGGAUCGGAGAUGAGAGUCGCUGAAAAACAAGUCAGGAGAAACAAGGAAGAAUUUUUUGCUAGUUUGCUAUGUUUAGUACUUUAAUUAUGCUCGUGUGAUUGUGAUCAGACAUUUAUGAGUAUAGAAAUAUUGCUUUACUGAUUUAUCACAGUUGGGUAGUACUGUAUCCUUCAUUUUUUAUGUAGAUGCCAGCAUAGUGUUUAGCAGUGCAGUGAAGCACUUUCUUUAGCUAAGGUUAUGUGCAAUGGUUAAGAUGGUUCAGGGGAAAAAUAAAUGUAAAUAUUUUUAAACAAAUAUCAUUUACAGUGUAUUUUAUUAAAGAUAAGAGGGCUUUC